UAGGAGCGGUGGUGACAAUGAAGACUGUUUGCCCAAGUCGAAGUGGAUAACCAUGCUGCUCGCCAUUGCCGUCCCCUCGGCGGCGCCGCUCCGGCGACCACAUCACUUCCGCUUUCUCCACCCAUCCAGAAAGCUUGCCCUAUCCAGAACACGCUGCGCCCCCUCGCUCCCGGCAGAGUCGCAGCCAGUGGCUCCGCAACCCCGGCGGUACCCGAGGCAGUACCCAGGCGAGGCGGUGGGCGUUGCCGAGGAGAUGCGGUUCGUCGCCAUGCGCCUCCGCAACACUAAGCGCGCCACUCGUAAUAAGGACAAUAAUAGGGCUGACGGAGCCGAGGAGGACGAUGAAUCGAAGGAGGAGGAGGUGGAGGACAACGACGAGAUGGACGAGGAGGGCAACGACGAAGAAGUGAAUGAGGAGGAGGAGGACAACCGUGAAGUGGAGGAGUGGAUGCCCAGCAUGGAAGGGUUCGUGAGUUACCUCGUGGAUAGCAAGCUUGUCUUCGACACCGUCGAGCGGAUCGUAGCCGGGUCCACGGACGUCGCCUAUGUUUACUUCAGGAAAAGUGGUUUGGAACGUUCGGCUAGCAUUGAAAAAGAUUUGGAGUGGUUCAGAGAACAAGCAAUUGAAAUUCCAGAGCCAAGUACUUUUGGAUCAACAUAUGCAGCUUAUCUGUCUGAAUUGGCUGGGAGCAGUGCCCCGGCCUUCCUUUCUCACUAUUACAAUAUUUAUUUUUCCCAUACAACUGGAGGUUUGGCGAUUGGUAAAAAGACAUGCGACAAAAUUUUGGAAGGGAGAUUGCUGGAGUUCUACAAAUGGGAUUCUGACCCAGAAAUUUUACUAAAAGAUGCUAGGGAGAAGCUUAAUGAGCUUAGCAAGCACUGGUCUCGGAAGGACAGGAACUUGUGCUUGAAAGAAGCCGCAAAAUGCUUCCAGUACAUGGGGCGGAUCGUGCGGUUAAUCGUUUCAUAGACAAACGACCAAUCACUCUACAGGCUUAACUUGAUUCUUGGUGCUGCAGAUGCAUCUCCGCGCCUUCUUCAUCUACUGGCAGGUGCUUCCCUUGGCAGUUGACGGCCUACUUCCUGCCUGGCUUCUGAUAAUGUAGGGGGUACUUAAGGAAAACGAACUCAGUAACUUGUGAUAAUGAUGGUGGUGAUUUUGAUGGUAAAUGCU
Molecule: messenger RNA, 1174 nt
Organism: Triticum aestivum (bread wheat)
Lineage: Eukaryota; Viridiplantae; Streptophyta; Magnoliopsida; Poales; Poaceae
Product: probable inactive heme oxygenase 2, chloroplastic
Exons: 4
Coding region: 53-970 (305 amino acids)
Biological process (GO): phytochromobilin biosynthetic process; heme oxidation
Molecular function (GO): heme oxygenase (decyclizing) activity
Source: RefSeq, a predicted model, not a curated record